CACACCCACAGCGACGACGUAGCCUGAAAUGCAAACCUAAAUCGGGCGCACGUCGAAUUGGUGAAGUGUGCGUUUCAGGAAGAAUCGGACACCAGGCUAAACUUGACAGAACCAAAGUAUGAGUUAUCCAGGAUAUCCUCCACAGCCUGGUUCCUACCCUCCCCAGCCUGGAGCCUACCCUCCUCAGCCAGGUGCUUACCCCCCCCAGCCUGGCUCCUAUCCACCCCCAGCAGGGGGUUACCCUCCUCAGGCAGGAGGUUACCCACCUCAAGCAGGUGGAUACCCUCCCCAACCUGGUGCCUACCCACCUCAGUCUGGCACGUACCCUCCAAUGCCUCCUUCAGGCGGGUGGGGUGGGGCUCCCGGUAUGCCCUCCAUUGGUCUUGAUAAUCUGUCCAAUCCUGGUUUUAAUGCAAGUAACCUCCCUGGAAUGGCAAACCAGAUCUCAGCAUCCUUGGGUGGGGUUACACCAAACCCUGCCAUGUUCUCACAAAUACCCACUACCUACCCUUCUCCCCAACCUGGGGGGUAUGGUGCCCCUUCCCCUAACCAGCAACCCUAUGGCCUAUACCCUCAGCCGUCUGGACCUGGAAUGGGCUACCCAGGUGGUCCAGCCCCGGGACAACCAAUGCCUGGCUACGCAAGUGGACCAGCGCCUGGCCAACCCAUGCCAGGUUACCCCAAAGCUCCAUCACCCAAUCCGUCCAUGCCCAGCUACCCAAAAGCGCCCUCUCCUAAUCCUUCCAUGCCAGGGUAUGGAGGAGGUGCCCCUGUGGUUCCACCUAUCAAUAGGGGAUUCAGAGGGACUAUACAGGACUAUCCUGGAGCUGACCCACUGAAAGAUGUGGAGGUUUUGAGGAAAGCAAUGAAGGGCUUUGGCACUGAUGAGAAGGCUAUCAUUGAGCUGCUGGGUAGUCGCUCCAACAAGCAGCGUGUGCCUCUCCUUGUGGCCUUCAAGACUUCAUAUGGAAAGGAUUUGAUUAAGGAUUUGAAGUCAGAGCUUUCUGGGAACUUUGAGAAGCUUGUUCUGGCCAUGCUGAAGACUCCAGCCCAGUUUGAUGCAUACGAGAUCAAAGAUGCUAUCAAGGGUGCAGGGACAGAUGAAGCCUGUCUAAUCGAGAUCCUGGCCUCUCGCUCCAACGCAGAAAUCAAAGAAAUCAAUCAAAUCUACAAAACUGAGUAUAAGAAGACUUUGGAGGAGGCCAUCAGUGGGGAUACCUCAGGGCAUUUCCGCAGACUGCUGGUCUCUCUUGCUCAGGGUAGUCGUGAUGAAAGAGAGAAUGUGGACAUCUCUUUGGCCAAACAAGAUGCUCAGGCCCUGUACGCAGCUGGAGAAAAUAAACUGGGAACCGACGAGUCCAAAUUCAAUGCCAUCCUGUGUGCUCGGAGCAAACCUCACCUCAGAGCAGUGUUCCAUGAGUACCAGCAGAUGUGUGGCAGGGACAUUGAGAAGAGCAUCAGCAGAGAGAUGUCUGGUGACCUGGAGAGUGGCAUGCUGGCAGUGGUGAAGUGCAUAAAGAAUACUCCUGCCUUCUUUGCUGAGAGGCUCCACAAAGCCAUGAAGGGUCUAGGGACAAAGGACCGAACCCUUAUCCGGAUCAUGGUGAGUCGCUCAGAGGUGGACAUGCUGGACAUACGGCAGGAGUAUGUGAGGAACUAUGGGAAAUCUCUAUACACAGCAAUUUCUGAGGACACCUCAGGGGACUAUAAGAAGCUGUUGUUGAAGCUGUGUGGGGGGAGUGAUUAAGCAACUGGACACUUUUCAUCAGACCAGUGCUUGUGAUGCCAUACGUCUCUCUCACAGUGCAGAUGUGCCUGCUUUACAGAAUGUAUUUUCUCUCAGAAGUGCAUGCCUUUGCCUUAAUUUACUUCACUGCAUCUUUUCGCAGAUAUUAUGUAUGCAACAUUUCGUUUGAAAAACAUUACGCUAUUUUUAUAUGCAAUUUUUAUUUUAAUGAAAGCAAAUGUAUUUUGUCUAGAAGUGUGUUUUUUACAUUUUUGCCUUCAAGAGCUAAAACAUGGAAUAUUCGAUCCCUGAUACGUAUUCAUGUUUUAUAAACACACAGAUAUAUAUUGUAUUUACAUUUAUUUGUGCCAAGUAUUUUGCACAUCUAGUUUUUGUUACCAUAGCACAAAAAAUAUCUUUUAGCUGAAUACCAAACAUACAUUAUUCAUUUCUGUUUUAGUCACAGACAAGGUGUUGCCCUGUUCUGUCUGUGGUAAUGCUUUGUGGUGAUAAAGUAGUGUGGUGUAGUAUGUGUCAUAUAUUCUCCUGGUAGAAUCAGAUGUUUCUUUGUGAUAGAUUGGUAAGAGUUUAGACUCACAUUGUCAGCUUUGUUCUUUUACCUUGCUCAUUACUUUUUCUGUGACGGUCAUUAUUUUCAUCUACUCUCAAAGUGGAAAAAAAAAAAUCUGGAAAUACAUUCAUUUAUUCGCAUGGCAA
Chanos chanos (milkfish) is the source of this 2443-nucleotide messenger RNA. RefSeq names its product annexin A11a (gene anxa11a). Gene Ontology annotation, molecular function: phosphatidylserine binding; phospholipase inhibitor activity; calcium-dependent phospholipid binding. The transcript is spliced from 16 exons. Bases 119 to 1747 code for a protein of 542 amino acids. Gene Ontology annotation, cellular component: plasma membrane; cytoplasm; vesicle membrane. The record is from RefSeq and is a predicted model, not a curated record. Gene Ontology annotation, biological process: cytokinetic process; phagocytosis. NCBI's taxonomy places the organism in Eukaryota, Metazoa, Chordata, Actinopteri, Gonorynchiformes, Chanidae.